UAUAGAAGGCAGAAAAUAAAGUUUCCAGUGAAUUAAUAAAAUUAAAAUUGUUUUUCCAGAUGAAAAUUGGCUAUUUGGUCAAAUAGGCAAAAUUAUCUAACAAAAAGGCUAGCUAAAGGUGGCUGUUAAAAACUUAAUAGUAGAAUGUUUGACUAAAUGUUUGGCUUAUUUGCUAGUCUUUUCCGGUUUGAAAACAACUUGCAAGGCUGCAAAGUUCUUCAUAACCCCAUUGUAAGGCAGCUAUGACCUAUGAGUGAAGUAAUUGGGAAGUUUCUAGUGCCAAGAAUCUAGGGCUGGUCCAGACAGUGCUGAAUGAGGAAGAUGCAUCCACAUCACAUGACUGAUGUCUCUGCUUCACGACAUCUCAGGUCUUGGAAGAUGAUGCUGAUCCCAGUGGGACAUUGAUCAUCAUUUAAGACUUUUGAAAAAAAAAACAUUUAAAAUUUUCAAUGAUAUUUUGUGCCUUCUAGUUCAGGACAGAACUUUUUCAUUGACCAAAGUUGCUGGUUGUUUUGAUUAAUAUUUGGAAUUAAUUUUUUUUUUAUUUCUGUAGUUCUGUUUUUCUAUUGUUGAUCUUUUCAUUACAGUACUAAAUUAAUUAUGGCAGUUAUUCCUAAACACUCCAGUCGUUAUCUUAUUUUAGCCCUAUUGUGGUUGGCUUAUUCAAGUAGCUAUCUUCUUCGUAAACCACUGGCACUUGUCAAAACUCACAUGAUGUCUGAAUUUCGGGUUGAUUUGACUAUCAUAGGCUUCUUAGAUGUAGCCCUUUUGUUACCCUACUCUGUUUUUUCUCUCACCAUAGGCUGGUUAGCAGAUUCAUUUGGUGCUCGUAUGGUCCUUGGGGCUGGGUUGUGCUUAGGAGCUACUUCUUUUGCAUUAAUUGGCCAAGUUUCAUCAUUAAAUUCCAUUUUCUUUUUAUUAUUUGUAACUGGUGCUUCACAAGCUCUAGGCUGGCCUACUUGUAGCUCCAUCCUAACAGAUUGGUUUCAUCAUUCAGAGCGUAACUCUGCAUUUGGAAUUUUUGGCACCAGUGCAUUUGGUGGAAGUGUUCUAGCCACUUAUUUGGCUGUGUAUUUGCUGGAGGUGAUGCAGUGGCAGAGCAUAUUCAUAUAUUGUGCAAUCAUUCCUGGUGCAUGUGGCCUCUUAGUUAUUUUACUAGCAAAAUCACCUAAAGAAUACAAAUUGCUCCCAGUUGAUUCUGAUGACCAAGACUGUAAGGAUAAAUUAGCAAAAUCAAGCGAAUCGUUGACUUUCUUCCAGGUAAUGAAGCUACAGCUGCUACCUGAGAUUUGUUUUAGUAUUGUAUGCAGUAAGUGCGUGCGUUACGCAGUGCUGCUGUGGCUGCCAAUGUUUCUACAAAAAGGUCUUAACUACUCGACAAUGUCAGCAGGUAUAGGCUCUACUGCAUAUGACAUAGGAGGUGUUGUUGGUAGUCUUCUAAAUGAUUUAUUGGUUCGCUACUUUUUCCGUUCAAACAAUUUUUUUGCUUCCUACAUGACUAGUAUUCUUACAUGUGUAUUCUUAGGAUUAUUUACCAUGAGUGGGCAUUUAGGAAUAAGUAUGCACAUGAUAUUGCUGUUUUUAGCAGGUCUCUUCAACUCAGCCACAGACAUCUUGCUCACUGGUCCUAUUGCCGCCGACCUGGGCGUUCAGUAUGACGCCCGGGUGGCGGUGAGCGGUGUAAUUAACGGCAUGGGUUCUUUAGGGGCGGUAAUACAAGGACCAAUCGUUGGCUGGGUGGGCACCACUUGGGGCUGGACGGCCGUGGUGCCCUGUCUCAUUAUUCUAUCGGCUGUGGGUGCUCUCGCCUCGUUCAGAGCCUUCCGAGUGCAGGGUCAAAGAUAUCAUCUUGAUAAAAUGGCAGCUGAAACGUGACCAAUCUCAUACUCGAAUCUUCGUUCUUCAUUCCAAAUGUUUCAACCUUCUUUCGUUCUAGUCCCGUUAUUAUGAUGUGGCUCUAAUGGAAUCCCCGCAUAUUCCCGCUAGUGUUGUUAUAUUGUUGUCUAACUUGCCUUAUUGAUCGAAGUAUCCAUACUCGAGUUAUAUAGUACGGGACAUUUUCUUGGCUACAUUUGUCAUUUAGUAUAUUUAGACGGCGAGUAAAGAAGCUGCCAUUGCCAAAUUACUGGUAGGAACAAAUAAACUGAGAUGCCUUUGGCUGUAAACGUCCAUUUGCAAAAGCAUUAAAGUGCUCUUAAUAUUGCUUUAAGUUGCGUUAUUUUGAUCAAAUAUUUAUUAUUAUCGGAGCUUUAAGAGAUAUUUUCUCAGCUUUAAUCUCGCUCUUGACCUCCUGUCUAACAAUAAAUUAUGUGUCAUGGCAUAAGGAAUUCGAUUGCUACACACGACAGUUUAUGAUAGUGAAACCAACUGCGAAGAUGAACUUUUAUUUAGAGGUCUAUGAGUUAGAUAGUUUGACUAAUCUAUAAGUUAAUACCUACUCGGCUGAUGGUUACAGAG
Molecule: messenger RNA, 2457 nt
Organism: Hyalella azteca
Lineage: Eukaryota; Metazoa; Arthropoda; Malacostraca; Amphipoda; Hyalellidae
Product: glucose-6-phosphate exchanger SLC37A2-like
Exons: 2
Coding region: 601-1875 (424 amino acids)
Biological process (GO): transmembrane transport
Cellular component (GO): membrane
Molecular function (GO): transmembrane transporter activity
Source: RefSeq, a predicted model, not a curated record